Molecule: messenger RNA, 3005 nt
Organism: Mastomys coucha (southern multimammate mouse)
Lineage: Eukaryota; Metazoa; Chordata; Mammalia; Rodentia; Muridae
Gene: Sfrp4
Product: secreted frizzled related protein 4
Exons: 6
Coding region: 464-1510 (348 amino acids)
Biological process (GO): non-canonical Wnt signaling pathway; canonical Wnt signaling pathway
Cellular component (GO): cytoplasm
Molecular function (GO): Wnt-protein binding
Source: RefSeq, a predicted model, not a curated record
AGAAAAGAAAGAGUCUGGGGGAAACGCAGAACUAUAGCCCUUGGCUGUGGAGCGGUGGAGAUGAUGUCAUCGCUUCUGCCGGAGAGGCUAGGGGUGGAGCAGCGAAGUGGGAGCCGGCUCUGCUCUCGCCGCUGCCAAGGCUGCUGAGCCCACGUCAGGGGACGCAUCUUCAUAAAUAGGGUUCCACAAUGGCCGUGGCCCGCUGCGCUCCGAGCUGCGGGGCCCGAGACUGGAGCUUCCCGCACCGGCCGGUGCUCUGGAGGCUGAGUGCUGGCGCUGCUGGUGCUGGUGCGCCCAGGGGCAAUCGAAGUCCAAAGUUGCCCAGAACUCCUCAUUCAGUGCCGACUGGAGCUCCAGCAGGAAAAGCUCACUCCGCUGCCCCUAGGUAAAGAGAUAAGGAGAUCAGCGGGGCUGGAAGAAAAGGGUCCUCCCAGCAGGGACUGCGGCCCAGGAGGACAGUGCCAUGUUCCUCUCCAUCCUGGUGGCGUUAUGUCUGUGGCUGCGCCUGGCGCUGGGAGUGCGCGGAGCGCCCUGCGAGGCUGUGCGCAUCCCCAUGUGCAGGCAUAUGCCCUGGAACAUCACCCGGAUGCCCAACCACCUGCACCACAGCACUCAGGAGAACGCCAUCCUGGCCAUCGAGCAGUAUGAGGAGCUAGUGGACGUGAACUGCAGCUCUGUGCUGCGCUUCUUCCUUUGUGCCAUGUAUGCACCCAUCUGUACCCUGGAGUUCCUGCACGAUCCCAUCAAGCCCUGCAAGUCUGUGUGCCAGCGUGCACGUGACGACUGUGAGCCCCUCAUGAAGAUGUAUAACCACAGCUGGCCAGAGAGCCUGGCGUGCGAUGAGCUGCCGGUCUAUGACCGUGGAGUGUGCAUCUCUCCCGAGGCGAUAGUCACUGACCUUCCGGAAGAUGUGAAGUGGAUAGACAUCACACCCGACAUGAUGGUGCAAGAAAGGUCCUUUGAUGCCGACUGUAAACGUCUGAGCCCUGAUCGGUGCAAGUGCAAGAAGGUGAAGCCAACCUUGACAACAUACCUGAGCAAAAACUAUAGCUAUGUUAUUCAUGCCAAAAUAAAAGCUGUCCAGAGGAGUGGUUGCAAUGAAGUCACAACUGUGGUAGACGUAAAAGAGAUCUUCAAGUCUUCGUCACCUAUCCCGCGAACGCAAGUCCCUCUCAUCACCAAUUCCUCCUGCCAGUGUCCACACAUCCUGCCCCAUCAAGACGUCCUAAUCAUGUGUUAUGAGUGGCGUUCAAGGAUGAUGCUUCUUGAAAAUUGUUUAGUUGAAAAAUGGAGAGAUCAACUUAGCAGAAGGUCCAUACAGUGGGAAGAGAGGCUUCGGGAACAGCAGAGAACAAUUCAGGACAAGAAGCAAACGGCCAGCCGCACCAGUCGCAGUAACCCCCCAAAGCCAAAGGGAAGGCCACCUGCUCCCAAACCUGCCAGUCCUAAGAAGAACAUCAAAGCUAGAAGUGCCCCCAAAAAGUCAAACGUGAAGAAAAGUGCAAGCUAAUUCCUUUCCUCAAUGGAUUCACCCUUACAGGAUAAGGCAGUGCUGCCUGGGAGAACAUACAGAAGGCCACACACCACUUGCCUUAAGGACCCACUGCGGUUCUCUUUAUAGAUACAUCUUGCAGCAUUUCUCUUAAUGAUAGCUUCAGUGUUUUGCUUUAAGCCACAGAGCCCUGUUACUUGUUGGUUUUCUAGUUUGGAAAGUAGAACAGGGAAAGCUGGUAGAAGGGUACCUGCAUUGAGAGCAGUCUGUGUGCAUACUGUGUGACCUUCUGUUUUGAGAGUUUGACCUAAUAUGUACAUUAUAAAGUUCACAUACUAUGUCAAACAAAACUUUUUUGACAAAAAUAUUGGAUAUCCUUUGACUUCUGUUGGGAAGUAAGUGAUAUAUUAAAUAUUAUUGAAAACAUGUUUUUUGACAAAGGCAGGAGGAAUACUACUUGAAAAAUCUUCAUGUGUUUGUUGUCUGUGGAAAGAUUUUUCUGAUGAAUGGGGUUUUGAAAAGCUUAGAGCUAUGGGAUGUGGGAAAUGAUAAUGUGUGUUUGUCAGACUUUGAAAACGAAGCUAAAAAUGACAAGUAAAGAGAAAAAGGCUGUCAAUGUCUAUGUUCUUGUCAUCUGGCUACCACACCAUCCUGGAGAUGCUCCUUGCCAGUUACCCAUGAGCUGCCCCUCAAACAGUGUUCUUUUUUUCCCCUAUAUGACUCAAGUGCCAAGGAGACAUCAUGGAUAAUCAAUCCAUCAAGAGAACUGGGCCAUUUCACUCCUAGGUACUGUAGUUCUUCCAGUCAUGAAUAGGAAAGGAUAUUCUCUGUGUACUUGCAGGUACUCACAGCCUCCAUGUAGUGUCUGUGGAGCUAUAGUGACUAGGAUGCCUAAGCUGGUUCACAGUGUGCUAUGCCGUAGGCAGCACCCUCAUUGUUUCCAUAGUCCAGGGAGCAGAUGACACUUGGCUACCCACUGCACAUGAAAUUAGUAGAACAGUACAAAACCUUAAGACUUAGAUUUACCAUUGUCCCUGAUGGUCUCAGGAAAGUUCAGUGACAUAUCAUAAUCAUAGCCAUUGAGACACAAGCUGAAAUGAACAGGACAGGAGCAAGAGGAGAAACAGUUCUAUGGAGAAGUAUUGAGUGCACACUGGUCGCCUCCUGAAGGCUUUAAAUUUGCUUGCAGAGUGACCUCAAGCUGCUGAAGAAACCCACCAACAACAUCAGAAUACAAAGUAAGUGAUCCUGCUGAAUCAAACAGACCCACUGAUUAUAAAGGAAAUCCUGUUACAUAUUUCACAUAGCAUCUAAACUCUAAAAAUCUCUGGACAAGUCAUGAAGAACUAAUAAUUGCCUAUGCAGCCUGUUAGCACAAGAGGAUUGAUUGACAGAGGAGAGUUAGAAAGACAAUUCAUCACACUCUGCAGAAAAGGAGGAAAAAUGCUUCUGUAAAAAUAUUUUAAGUGUAAAACUGCAAUAAAAAAGUUGGGGAAUGACUUUAUAAACCUAA